Exaiptasia diaphana is the source of this 2064-nucleotide messenger RNA. Its product is annotated as calsequestrin-1. The coding region runs from base 183 to 1403 and encodes 406 amino acids. NCBI's taxonomy places the organism in Eukaryota, Metazoa, Cnidaria, Anthozoa, Actiniaria, Aiptasiidae. Gene Ontology annotation, biological process: regulation of release of sequestered calcium ion into cytosol. The record is from RefSeq and is a predicted model, not a curated record. The transcript is spliced from 13 exons. Gene Ontology annotation, molecular function: calcium ion binding. Gene Ontology annotation, cellular component: sarcoplasmic reticulum lumen.
AUAUCUUGCUUUGAUACCAAUGAACGAAUCGUUCCAAAAACAAUUCAGCAAUGAACAUGGCAAGUACGUCGUAGUUAUGUCAGACAUGGUACUGACCUCUAUGUUUACGUAUUUCCGGAAUACAUACCAACGAACCCUGCAGCUUCAAAGUAAUAUAUCACUCCACAGUCCGAUAGCCAGGGAUGUCUCCGAARCGACUUUUGCUUUUAGCAUUUCUUAGUUGUUUUCAAAUCCAUCCUCUGUAUAGYGAAGAUUUAGACGAAGUCGAGUCACAGGAAAGCCAGUUACCGCAUUAUUUGCGGGACGAUGGAAUCCGACGCGUUGCUAGUUUGACCAAAGACAACUUCGCUAACACAUUGAAGCAUAGUAGACUUGCUGUGGUUUUGUUUUAUUUGACAUCAAAAGAUCACCCUGAGUCCGAAAAAGCCUGGGAAUCCGACGAAAAAUUGUUGGAGCUUGUUGGACGAGUUCUUCAACCACAGGGUAUCACUGUUGGGAAGGUUAAUAUUGAGCAACAGUAUGAGCUAGCCCAAAGUGUUGGAAUUAGGUAUGCUGGGUCAAUAGUGAUAUUCCAUAAAGGAAAACAAGUGGAUUACUUAGGUCACAGGUCAGCUGAUAUAUUGGUUACUUUUCUUCAUAAGAUGCUAGAACAACCAAUUACUACCAUUGAUACCAAAAAGCAAAGAAAACUAUUUGAUGAAAUUGAAAGCAGCAAAGUGGUUGGCUUUUUUGACAAAAGCAGCUCUCAGUAUAAAGAAUAUCAUGAAGCAGCAAUGAACUUUCAGCCAUUAAUACCAUUUUUUGUAGUCACAGAUAAAAAGCAAGCCAAACAAUUUAGAUUGAAAAAAGUUAAUACCCUUCAGUUUUACAAGCCAUUUGAAAAGCCAAUUGCCUUCCCAUCUAAUAAGGCAAUUACAGAAGACAAUAUAAAAGAUUUUAUAGAAAAGAAUAAAAAAGAGAUUCUUGCAAAAAUUAAACUGGAAAACAUACACGCCGUGUGGUCUGCUAAAGCUAAAGGUUUUCUGAUCACUGCAUUUGUUCGACCAAAAACAGAAGAAGGUGCAAAGUUUUUUUCUUUAGUCAAGAACCUGGCAAGAGGCUUUAAAGAAAAUGACAAUCUUACAUUUGUGUGGGUUGAUCCAGAUCCUUUCCCAAUGAUGCGUGAAUAUUGGCAAAAGUCGUAUAAAAUAGAUGUGACUAAACCAUCUCUGGGUGUUGUAGAUCCAAAACAGAAUCGUAGUUCAUGGUUAAAAACWAAAGGUAAAGAAAUUAAACUCAAGCAUAUGCAGCAGUGGGUACGUGAUGUACUGCGAAACAAAGUAGAAUUUCUUACAGCUGAUGAUAAAGUUCAAGAAAAACACUCAAAUACAGCUGAACAUCAAGCAAAUAAAAAUGAAUUAUAACUUAGGCUUAAAAUAUAUUGAUAGUUCUGCUUGUUGAAUUAAUCAUUGUAUUUUUUUAUAGUAGGCAAUUGAAAUUAGCUUUYGAGAAUUCCAGUUUUUAAAAUUGAUAAGGUAAUUAAGCAUCUAAUACUAUUUGACAAUUAUGAACUAGAAUCAGAGUUAGCAGGAACUAAUAUGCUUUAACAGUACAGUAUUUAAUAGUACACUUGUCAAUAUAGGUUUAUAAUCAUGGUAUUAUUCUAUAUUUGAGGUAUUUCAUUAUUGGAUAUUAAUUUGUUUUGCUGGUGUCUGAAUGGUAUUUCUAAAAAAAACCUUUUUUAUUAUAAUGUUUCAAAUGAAUAUAUGCCCUUCAUGAAGAAUUCUUUAUUAUAAUUUCUAUAUUAUAUACCUUCACUAAUGUUGUAAUAAAUAAUGUUAAAACAUAAUUAUCAUUACAAAACUAAUAGGUUUCAAUUAUUAGCUAGCUAAAGUMAUUUCUAACAUUAUUAUAUAUAAUUGUAACAUCAUUUCUUUACUGCCAGUUUUAUUGGCAUAGUUUUGAGUACAGAAUGGAAAUUKUACAUUUUUGUGAUAUCAGUUAUUCUUGACUGCCAAUUUUAGUGCUGCAAUAGUCUGAGAGUGUAGUAAUUAAAAUUAUGAAAAUACAAUAAUUGUAUAAAAA